UUCAGUUGAUUCACAUCUCCGAGCUGAUAUCACUACUACUACAAACUACUUGCUAAUUUUUCGAAGGUGAAAAGUUAGGCAACAUUUUUUUUAACACACUACACCUCCAAGUGGCCAGGUAUUCCAAACGAAGCAAUGGACGCGAACAAGCUGAAGAAAGUGGAGGAGGCGGUGCGCAUCGGUGGCAGGGGAUCGGUGCGCCGCAAGCACAAGAACGUCCCAUCUUCGGCUGCGGUCGAUGAGAAGCGUCUGCAGACCACUUUGGCCAAGUUACCGUUGACCCAGGUCAACGGGAUCCAGGAGGUGGCCAUCGAGUUUACCGACUCCAGUGAGCUGGUGAUAGCCGUGCCCAAGGUUCAGGGCACCACUUCCAGUAACUUGUUCGUGAUUACCGGCGAGCUUGUGCGCAAGUCGUCACCAGCUGGUCCACUGAAAGUGGCCAAGGCAUCCAAUUUGGAAGCGGAUUCUGCCGAUAAGCCAGAAUCGCAGGAGUCCGACAAUGUGGUGGCCCAGAAGGCCAAGAAGCCCAAGAAGCCACGCAUUCGCUUUCGUUUGCGCAACAAGAAGUUCCAAAUGAUGCUCGCUGAAGAGAAUAAGGCAUCAUCCGAGCUGAAGGAUCAGGAUCCCAUGGCUGGCGGGGAUUCGGAGCCGAAGCUAAGCGUUGCUGAAUCAAUACAGAACUCUUCCGAAGAUGCUGACGAUUCCAAUAAUGACGAGGUGGCAUUGGGUGCUUCUGAUGUCUAUAAGAUCAUCGUCGGCGACGAAGAUUCAUUGGGUAGCUUGGACGACGAUUCCGACAGCAAGAAUGAAAGCGACGACAAGGAGUGGAACAAUCUAUCUUUCUACUCCGAUGGCUAUGAUUCCCAGGCGGAGCAGCCCAAUCCGAGGACUUCUCGCGAUCGUGUCUUCGAGGACGAGGAUUAGACAUCUCUACAUUCACAUACCUUGCUUCCUUUUUACCAAUAUGAUAAAUAAAAUGCAU
This is a messenger RNA of Drosophila erecta, 982 nucleotides long. RefSeq names its product transcription factor BTF3 homolog 4. The record is from RefSeq and is a predicted model, not a curated record. The coding region runs from base 136 to 924 and encodes 262 amino acids. Gene Ontology annotation, cellular component: nascent polypeptide-associated complex; cytosol. Lineage: Eukaryota; Metazoa; Arthropoda; Insecta; Diptera; Drosophilidae. The transcript has a single exon.